UACUCUCCCUAUUCACACCCGGGUAUUGUAAACCGCUUUGAAGUUGAACGUUCUGCGAACGCGGUCUCUUUGUGCGGAUCGCCGGCCCUUGUUUUUCAAGCUAACCCAAAAACAAAUAAAAAAUUCGUCCUUUUUUGCAGCACCUUGUAUUCUAGAGAGAGAAACAAAAAAAGGGGGAGAAUAUCUAUCAGCCUAACAUAUUCACUGUUGGCACAUAUCUUUCUCUGGACUUCUCUUUGAUCUUCCGGAAAUACUUUGGAUUGGAUUCCUACCUCAAUCAGGAUAAAACCUCAGCUACUGUAUUUUUUUGUUUCCUAAAUAUUUUCCCCGCUAUAGCACAUUGAUCGACUAGAAAUGUUUAUUGAUUUUCCCGGAAAAUUAUGGUUCUAAAGAAAAUUCAAACUUUUCACGUUUGAUUUCUGGUGACCUGCUACGAUCUUAUUGAUCUUUAUCUUUUCUUUGUGACGUAGUUUAUUUGUUCAUCCGAUAUCAAAACUACCCAUCAAUUUUUAUGGGUCAAAACUGAUUGAAAUCCAAUGCUUUUGGCCUUUUUCUUGGUUGUUUCCUAUCAGAAUUGUGUCGGAACCAUAUUUUGAUUUCUGCGUAUCAUUCAAAUCCCAUUAACAUUGAGUUCUGACUUCUGCGUAUUGAGUAGGGUUAAAUUUCAGAUCUCGGUUCCUGUUAUAAUCCGAUUUACCGGAGGAUUCAAUCUAAAGUUGUGGAAAUGAGUUUUGUAACUCUUGAUAAGUGGAGGGACUAUUUCCGGACUGCGAAUUCGGAUAUAUUUGAUAUAAUUGAACAUGCUAUUAUGGUGGCAGUCUCAGAUUGUCCCCAGGAGUUCAGAUUGAGAAGAGAUCGAAUUGCUGAGAAGUUGUUUGCUUGUAAAUUGACCAAGUGUUCAGGGUGCGAUCGGGUGGAGUUGGCAGAGCCUUGUGAUGAUAAGGAUGAGGGAUGUAAGAGUGGGUUGAAUAGAGAUGGGUGUGAAUUUGAGGCUGGUCGUAAUAAGGAGAGCAAGGUGGAUAGUACUAUAUAUGAUCAUGAUCAGGAUCAUGGAGAAAUGAAUAUGAACCAAGUUAGCAAUUACAGCUUUGGAGAAGCAGAGGCAUUGACUGACCAGAUUGAAGAAGAAAGUCAGAUUGUUGGGGAGGUCUUGAGGAUCAAAGAGAUAUUUGAUAACAAUCAAGAUGAGUCUGAUCAAAUCUUAUUUGAUUCACUGAGGAGGCUUCAACUGAUGGCUCUGUCUGUUGAAACUCUAAAGGCUACGGAGAUUGGCAAAGCUGUUAAUGUUCUCCAAAAGCAUGGAUCAAAGCAGAUUAGGCAUCUUGCACGAACACUGAUUGAGGGGUGGAAAGUUAUGGUAGAUGAGUGGUUGGAUGCUACAGCAGCAGUUGCAGAAGGAACACCAGAGUCUCUGAACCCGUCAACUGUUGAUGAAGAGGAGGGGCUACCUUUUCCUCCACUGGAUGAAGCAGUCUUUUUUGCUACUCAGACUACUUCAAUAGAGCUCUCUCAGUUCUUUGAUGGCAUGGAUGAUGAUGGAAAUCCUCGAAACAGUGGGGAAUUCAACAAGAACCACGAAUAUGGUAGAAAGCCAUCACGAGAGAACCAAAAUAUUGCCAAGCAUAAUCCACAGUUCUCCCAUGAGGUUCCUCCCAAGGACAAGAAGUGUGAGCAGGAUAAGAAGAGUGCACAAAUAAAGAAACAAGAAGCUGUGAUGAAGAAUCAAGCAACUGUUAUGAAACCAAAUAAGUCUGCCAGUGCUGCAUCCAGGCCAGGUAGACCUACAAAACUGAGUGUGGAAGAAAGGUUUAAUGACGAGACCAAAUUACUUAAAAAAUCAGACCAAGUCACAAUCCCGAAGAGGAUGUCGGAUUCUCAACAGGAUAAAUCAAGGUGUUCAGAUGAGCGCGAUGUAAAGCUUGAAGCUGCGAAAAGGAAGCUCCAUCAGAGCUACCAACAAGUUGCGAAUGCCAAGAGGCAACGAACAAUUCAGGUUAUGGAGUUGCAUGAUCUCCCCAAGCAGGGCCUUGGCCCUAAUCCACAGAUGAAACCUGGCAAUCAUAACAAGCAUUGGGCAGUUGGACGUCGGUAGCUUCUCUACUCUUGCAUACUUGGUUUCAGUAACCUUUGAGGUUUCUUCCAUUUUGCAAGUAAAGGUAGUGGAAGAACACUAUAACACUUCGGCGUACCCUGGCUUGACCCUUCUGUUGAUCUCUCUGCAGAGUGCUACUCUGAAAGUGGGAGUAGCAUGCUUUCAGAAAUCUUUUUGAAUUUAGAGUUCAUAGAGGUAUAUAAUUUUUACUAAAACCGGGAGCCGGGAUAGCUUAUGCAGCUUGAAUUCUCGCUCGUUGUAAAUGACCCUAUUUUGUAUUCGCCCAUUCUCAAACAUUUCCCCCCGGUCAGUUUAAUAUUUAUAGAUUGGUUAACAUGUAUAAUUUGCACAUAAACUAGUGCAUUUUCAUGAUAUGAUACUCUUGUAAAACAGUUUAACAUGAAUGGAAUGGAAUACAAAAUCCUUUUGCAGAAAUCUUGAACUCAGC
Ilex paraguariensis (yerba mate) is the source of this 2540-nucleotide messenger RNA. NCBI's taxonomy places the organism in Eukaryota, Viridiplantae, Streptophyta, Magnoliopsida, Aquifoliales, Aquifoliaceae. The record is from the annotation of a GenBank genome assembly.